This is a messenger RNA of Rhinopithecus roxellana (golden snub-nosed monkey), 5031 nucleotides long. RefSeq names its product fucosyltransferase 8 (gene FUT8). The record is from RefSeq and is a predicted model, not a curated record. NCBI's taxonomy places the organism in Eukaryota, Metazoa, Chordata, Mammalia, Primates, Cercopithecidae. The transcript has 10 exons. The coding region runs from base 1621 to 3348 and encodes 575 amino acids. Gene Ontology annotation, cellular component: Golgi cisterna membrane. Gene Ontology annotation, molecular function: glycoprotein 6-alpha-L-fucosyltransferase activity; protein binding. Gene Ontology annotation, biological process: protein N-linked glycosylation.
UUCCAAUUGGAAGGAGGUAGGGAAAAUAAGUGCUUUAAUUCCUAGGAUUUUGGAAGUAAAAACAGAAGGCCAAACAAAAAUGGAAUUUUGAGGCAAAUGUAAAGCUUUGAACUUGUAUAUCUCAAAGUAUUAUACAGUGUAAACUAUCAUGAUUAUUAACCAACUAUAAAUAGUUCUUUUCUUUUUUUAAAUUUUAUUUUUAAUUUUAGAGAUAAGGGUCUUGCUAUGUUGCCCAGGCUGGAUGCAGUGGCUACUGACAGGCAUGAUGUGGCACUGCAGCCUGGAACUCUUGGGAUUAAGUGAUCCUUCCUGCUGCUUCUAUCUUAGAAAAAAAAAAAGUUACGCUUGCUUGUUAAAAUAUUUUUAAAAUGCUGUGUUUAAACUAAAAUGUAAAUAUCCGCCCCACCUCUGACUUCUAAAAAUUAUCUAGAGUAUGACUGAUAAGAUUUUUACUUUUAAUCCCACAUAAGCCUAACAUUUGUGUUCAUUUCCAACAACCAAAGUGUGUCACUUUUAUACCAGAAUUUUGUCCUGCUUGUACACUCACUACAGACCUCUCAUGGGAGAGAGCAUCCAUGCAUUUAUAAAUUGUUAUUGAAUAAUUUUAUUGAAUGAUGACACCCAAACUGAGCUAGAACAUCUUUUGUGUGAUCUUGGAUAAGUCACUCUCCUUUCAAUUUUCUUGUCUCACAGGGAGAUAAAAAUCCUAAAAACGACUGUAAAGUACAGCACUUCAUAGAGUGCUUUUUGUUUAAAGAGCUGACAAUAAAUACGAGUCACAAGGUCUAGCAAAACCUCUCUCAGAACCUGAGCUGCUUGAGGACAAGGGAUUUUCUUGUUCUGAAUGAGCAGUACCUUAUUUGUGUAUCUGUGAUAAGAGUUCCUGGUACAUAAGACGGUCUCAAUAAAUAUGUGAAUUUAUGACUAUUAGGCAGAUUGCAAUCUUGACAGGCCACUGCCUCCUAAAUCUCUUUUCUAUGAUCUUUUAAUAUUUAACAUCUAAAAGGCCGCCACUACUUGUUUUGGGAUAAGUGUCCCCGGUAUGUACUUUAAAAUGCCCAAGCCUUGAGAAAUGAUUCUUGUCUUCAGGGCACCAUUUCGCUUUCCCACCGUAAAGCGCCCCAGGCUUGGGAUCUGGGUCCCAAGGCUACAGGGAAGAGUUUGGAACGGGAAGCUCAUCUUCCGGCCCUCUGAUUGGCCGGCUCGCACUCCACUCACGCGGCGCGCGGCUCUGAUUGGCCUCGGCGGCACCCCUCGGCCCGCGACUACUUUGUGUGCUGGGGCGGCGCGCUCAGGUCCUCCCGCUCAGCUGGCGGGUCUGGGCUGCUCUGAGGCAGCCCUUCGGCCCACUGCUCUGCAUCGCGGGCGCCGGGAAUUUUCCGAGUCCGAGCGGCAUGUAGAGUCCAUGAAGUACGGGACGAUAAAGCUUCCUACACAUACCACCAGAAGGAUCUCUUUGAAAGAUUCACCACAGGACUACUAGAGAGAAUAAUUUGUCCGAAGCAUCAUGUGUUGAAACAACAGAAGUCUAUCCACCUGUGCACUAACUAGAAACAGAGUUACAAUGUUUUCAAUUCUUUGAGCUCCAAGACUCCAGGGAAGUGAGUUGAAAAUCUGAAAAUGCGGCCAUGGACUGGUUCCUGGCGUUGGAUUAUGCUCAUUCUUUUUGCCUGGGGGACCUUGCUAUUUUAUAUAGGUGGUCACUUGGUACGAGAUAAUGACCAUCCUGAUCACUCUAGCCGAGAACUGUCCAAGAUUCUGGCAAAGCUUGAACGCUUAAAACAGCAGAAUGAAGACUUGAGGAGAAUGGCCGAAUCUCUCCGGAUACCAGAAGGCCCCAUUGAUCAGGGGCCAGCUAUAGGAAGAGUACGCGUUUUAGAAGAGCAGCUUGUUAAGGCCAAAGAACAGAUUGAAAAUUACAAGAAACAGACCAGAAAUGGUCUGGGGAAGGAUCAUGAAAUCCUGAGGAGGAGGAUUGAAAAUGGAGCUAAAGAGCUCUGGUUUUUCCUACAGAGUGAAUUGAAGAAAUUAAAGAACUUAGAAGGAAAUGAACUCCAAAGACAUGCAGAUGAAUUUCUUUUGGAUUUAGGACAUCAUGAAAGGUCUAUAAUGACGGAUCUAUACUACCUCAGUCAGACAGAUGGAGCAGGUGAUUGGCGGGAAAAAGAGGCCAAAGAUCUGACAGAACUGGUCCAGCGGAGAAUAACGUAUCUUCAGAAUCCCAAGGACUGCAGCAAAGCCAAGAAGCUGGUGUGUAAUAUCAACAAAGGCUGUGGCUAUGGCUGUCAACUCCAUCAUGUGGUCUACUGCUUCAUGAUUGCAUAUGGCACACAGCGAACACUCAUCUUGGAAUCUCAGAAUUGGCGCUAUGCUACUGGUGGAUGGGAGACUGUAUUCAGGCCUGUAAGUGAGACAUGCACAGACAGAUCUGGCAUCUCCACUGGACACUGGUCAGGUGAAGUGAAAGACAAAAAUGUUCAAGUGGUCGAGCUUCCUAUUGUAGACAGUCUUCAUCCCCGUCCUCCAUAUUUACCCUUGGCUGUACCAGAAGACCUCGCAGAUCGACUUAUACGAGUGCAUGGCGACCCUGCAGUGUGGUGGGUGUCUCAGUUUGUCAAAUACUUGAUCCGUCCACAGCCUUGGCUAGAAAAAGAAAUAGAAGAAGCCACCAAGAAGCUUGGCUUCAAACAUCCAGUUAUUGGAGUCCAUGUCAGACGCACAGACAAAGUGGGAACAGAAGCUGCCUUCCAUCCCAUUGAAGAGUACAUGGUGCAUGUUGAAGAACAUUUUCAGCUUCUUGCACGCAGAAUGCAAGUGGACAAAAAAAGAGUGUAUUUGGCCACAGAUGACCCUUCUUUAUUAAAGGAGGCAAAAACAAAGUACCCCAAUUAUGAAUUUAUUAGUGAUAACUCUAUUUCCUGGUCAGCUGGACUGCACAAUCGAUAUACAGAAAAUUCACUUCGUGGAGUAAUCCUGGAUAUACAUUUUCUUUCUCAGGCAGACUUCCUAGUGUGUACUUUUUCAUCCCAGGUCUGUCGAGUUGCUUAUGAAAUUAUGCAAACACUACAUCCUGAUGCCUCCGCAAACUUCCAUUCUUUAGAUGACAUCUACUAUUUUGGGGGCCAGAAUGCCCACAACCAAAUUGCCAUUUAUGCUCACCAACCUCGAACUGCGGAUGAAAUUCCCAUGGAACCUGGUGAUAUCAUUGGUGUGGCUGGAAAUCACUGGGAUGGCUAUUCUAAAGGUGUCAACAGAAAACUGGGAAGGACGGGCCUAUAUCCCUCCUACAAAGUUCGAGAGAAGAUAGAAACGGUCAAGUACCCCACAUAUCCUGAGGCUGAGAAAUAAAGCUCGGAUGGAAGAGAUAAACAACCAAACUCAGUUCAAGCCAUUUGAGCCAAACUGUAGAUGAAGAGGGCUCUGAUCUAACAAAAUAAGGUUAUAUGAGUAGAUACCCUCAGCACCAAGAGCAGCUGGAAACUGACAGAGGCUUCAAUUGGUGGAAUUCCUCUUUAACAAGGGCUGCAAUGCCCUCAAACCCAUGCACAGUACAAUAAUGUACUCACAUAUAACAUGCAAACAGGUUGUUUUCUACUUUGUCCCUUUCUUUCAAUGUGUCCCCAUAAGACAAACACUGCCAUAUUGUGUAAUUUAAGUGACACAGACAUUUUGUGUGAGACUUAAAACAUGGUGCCUAUAUCUGAGAGACCUAUGUGAACUAUUGAGAAGACCUGAACAGCUCCUUACUCUGAGGAAGUUGAUUCUUAUUUGGUGGUGGUAUUGUGACCACUGCAUUCACUCCAGAAUGAGAAUGGACGUUUGGUUUUUUGUUUUUGUUUUUGUUUUUUUCCUUUAUAAGGUUAUCUGGGUUUUUUUUUUUUUUAAUAAUUGCAUCAGUUCAUUGACCUCAUCAUUAAUAAGUGAAGAAUACAUCGGAAAAUAAAAUAUUCACUCUCCAUUAGAAAAUUUUGUAAAACAAUGUCAUGAACAAAUUCUUUAGUACUCAAUGUUUCUGGACAUUCUCUUUGAUAACAAAAAAUAAAUUUUAAAAAGGAAUUUUGUAAAGUUUCUAGAAUUUUGUGUCAUUGGAUGUUAUGAUGAUCAGCCUUAUAUGGAAGAACUGUGAUAAAAAGAGGAGCUUUUUAGUUUUUCAGCUUAUUUACUUUGUUUUUUUUCCUGUUUCUGAUAUAGUAACUAAUUCUUAACUCAGAGACAUUGGUCGAUUUUAAUACUGAAAACCAAUUUUCAUUGGUACUCAUUACAAAAUUGCUAAGAACACUCUUUGGGAACUUUCUUUCUCUUAUUUUGGACAUUGUUUUAACUGAGUGAAAUAAUCAUAACUCCUUGCUCCCAGAGAAGCUAUCACCUCCAUUUCUAAAACAAUUACAGGUUUGUUUGAUAGUCUUUCUUAAUGUAUUUAUUAUCGCUUUUUGUGAGUAGGGUCCUGUUUUAUCCAGGAACCAAUUUCUGCCCUGGCCUAUCAUGCCCUGCUUUUGAGAGUACCAGGUGUCUUAGGGAUUGGGAAACUGGCUGUUUCUGAAGUAUAUGUCUCAUAGUAUGUAGAACCUGGUGACCAAGGGAGAAGAGGGACCAGUGGGAGACCCACAAUGGAUUGAGUCUUGGGAUUAUCUCUUCCAAAUACUUCCAUGUUAGAAUCACUUCAGAAAAUAAGACUUUGAUGUUUUGUCUCUGAACAUCACUUUUGUCCUCAUAAAAACACUUCCUUAUUGUAUGUAGCCUGCCUCCUACAGAGGCCUGGCAGGAGUUACUCCAUUCUAAAAGAAAAAUAUCUCUGUAGGAACGACUUUCAGGCCUGAUGUUAAAUAUCAGGGAUCCUAGGCAGAAACUGUUAGUCCUGGCCUUCAUAUCUUCACCAAAUGAAAAUACUGUAUAUAAAAAUCUCACCACCAAAUUUAACUAAAUUCCUUUUCUCAAGUCAAACCUCCCAAAGAAAAAGGAAAUUAACUUCCUACAGUGUCAGCAAGCAAUUUUCCAUUUAGUUUUGGUACAAAUAAAAGUCAUUUGAAACAA